GGGUUGAUUCAAUACGCCAUUCAAAAGUCGCGAUAUAUUCGCAUUGCGGCUUGUAAUCCAUUGAAUUCGACAUUCGUAUUACAAGUCAAGAGUUGUGUGUCCAAUAUCUUGUCAAACAUGAAGUUACACGACUCUCUCAUCGUAUCGCUUCUCUCCUUCUCCCUCUCUUCGGCAAAAUUAUGUUCCAUGCCCUAUAACUCCUCCCCCUUAAUCGACGACGCACCAGCCAUCACCGCAGCUGUGAAUCUUUGUGGUCCGAACUCUACGAUUCUUUUCCAACCAAACGUCACAUACAAUCUACUCACGCCCCUCAGUUUCACAAACCUUACGAGUGUAAAGUUUUCGUUCGAGGGCAAUAUCAGUUUGAGUGAGAAUGUGACGGCGGUGCAGCUGGUGGUUAACAAUACACGUAUUUAUCCGGGGAGAUGGAUUACGCUUAAGGGGACAAAUGUUACUUUUGAGGGAAGUGAGGAGGAAGGGGGUGGCUGGUUUUUGGCGCAUGGAGAGAAUUGGUGGAGUAGUCCGUGGGAUUCGGUGCAGGGAGGACGGCCGCAUUGGUUUGGGUUUACGGUUACCGAUCUUGUGAUUCGCAAUCUUAAAAUUCUCAAUCCUGUGGCGUGGGUGUUUUCGAUAGGGGGGAGCAAUGUCGAGAUGAGAAAUGUCUUCAUUGAUGCUAGGAGUAAUGAUGGGUUUCCUUUUAACACCGACGGGAUUGACCUCUCUGCAUCCAACGUCCUAAUCGACGGGUUCGAAAUUCACAAUGGUGAUGAUGUGAUAAACGUCUCGCCUCCCGCUACAAACGUCACAAUGCGCAACAUCAUCGCCUCCGGAACACACGGUCUCUCUGUCUCUUGCGCUUCGGGCACCGGCGGUAAUUAUACGUUUGAAAAUGCGUAUAUCUAUGAUAGUUUGAUGGCAGCAAGAUUCAAGGGGGCGAUAGGUAAGACAUGUGAUGUGAGUAAUGUGACGUGGAGAAAUAUCGAGGUGAAGAAUGUUAGCUACCCAAUCCAUUUUAUUGAGGAUUAUUAUGAUCAGGAGAAGGGGAUUCCGAGCGGGACGAACACUAGCAUUGCGGCUUAUGCAAAGGGGUUUGCAUGGGAGGGAAUUAAUGGAAGUGUAGCGGCAGUGGUUGGGGACGCGAGUUGUGUGAGCGAUCCAUGUUGGUAUGCUACUACUAGUGAAUCGCCAAAGAAUGGGUUGUAUCUACUUUGUCAUGAUAGUGCUCAUUGCGAGGACUUUCACUUCGAGGGCAUUGAUUUGACUACUGCAAAUGGGACUGCGGCGGGAGAAGUAUGUACGGGGUUGGAAGGUGUGGAUGGCAUGGGGGUCACUUGUGUGAAUGGAACGAUUACAGCGAACUGAUCGUCUAGACCGGUCUUACUCUCCCGAACGCCACUUGACUACUAGGUGACAAUGUACCCUCAAAUAGCUGUGUAGAUCUAUCUAUAGCUCAGUGAUCCAACUGGAUACACAUCUGACUAGACUUGCCCUUCGAAUGUGGUGCACCUGGGUUUGACCGCAAAACUGCACCGACAAAUUCCAAAAUUGCUAUCCAGUGAUCUUGCAUUGUCUGGAUAAUUCUGAAAGCUUCAAUAUCUGAUCUUUCUCGUUCUCAGAACGGUUUUGCCUUUGAAUAGAGUAUUGAGACUGCUCAGACUUACAAGCCAAGAAGAUCGCGCAAGAUUCAAUGAACAUGGAGUGUUUGGAAAUAUGUGGAAGUUAUAUCUCCUCUGACAGAAUCAGCCUGGCUUGGAUGGUCAAAAAAGAUGCUGAACUUCAACAAUGAAACUAUCAUCGUUAUACUUGUGGCA
Botrytis cinerea B05.10 is the source of this 1811-nucleotide messenger RNA. RefSeq lists its product as hypothetical. The record is from RefSeq and is a predicted model, not a curated record. Gene Ontology annotation, cellular component: extracellular region. The coding region runs from base 118 to 1362 and encodes 414 amino acids. NCBI's taxonomy places the organism in Eukaryota, Fungi, Ascomycota, Leotiomycetes, Helotiales, Sclerotiniaceae. The transcript has 5 exons. Gene Ontology annotation, biological process: pectin catabolic process. Gene Ontology annotation, molecular function: polygalacturonase activity.